Messenger RNA from Anarrhichthys ocellatus (wolf-eel), 2664 nucleotides. It is a transcript of the gene col10a1b, whose product is annotated as collagen, type X, alpha 1b. Gene Ontology annotation, molecular function: protein binding. Bases 145 to 2136 code for a protein of 663 amino acids. The record is from RefSeq and is a predicted model, not a curated record. NCBI's taxonomy places the organism in Eukaryota, Metazoa, Chordata, Actinopteri, Perciformes, Anarhichadidae. The transcript has 3 exons.
UGUCCCUGGGAAGAAGCAGCUGCCUCUCAGACUGACAGACUCCACUACUAAGGAUAUAACAGCGCAGUGCCUGAACAGCAGCCUUCCGACCCACCCCCCCGCUGUUUCUCUGGAGCGUAGACCUUACCGGUUUAGCUUCCCAAGAUGGAUCUGAGGGUAACAAGCCUUCUCCUCGUCCUCCUAGCUUUGGGUGAGGCGACCCCUGACAGGUACUACCGUGUGGCAAAAGCGAGCAAGUCUGCCUACCCGGUGAAGAGUCAAAGCCCGGUGAAGAGUCAAGCUGUUACAGGCCACCCAGGUCCUCCAGGUCCUCCAGGUGAGGAAGGACCAAUGGGGCCAUCUGGACCUCCUGGAACGAGUGGUAUAGGACAUACUGGACAACAAGGCCCUGCAGGUCCUCCCGGGCCCCCUGGCUACUCUCAAGCUGGUAAACCCGGUUCCCCAGGUGGCCAUGGAAAACCAGGUAGCUCUGGCAUCCCUGGUCAUAAAGGCGAACCUGGCGCAACUGGACCAAUGGGUGCCAGAGGUGCACCUGGUCCGUAUGGAUCACCUGGACCUGCUGGAAUUUCUUCAAGUGGAAAACCUGGACCAUCUGGCUUCCCUGGGUCAGUGGGACAAAGAGGCGAGGCUGGUUUGAAGGGACAUCCUGGUAUUCCUGGUCUUCCUGGGACCAAAGGAGAAAGAGGCAUUGGAGUUCCUGGGGUUCAAGGACAUCAAGGCGCAGUUGGACCAAUGGGCCCAUCUGGAAUGCCUGGCAAAUCUGGAGUUGGUAUGCCUGGUGCCACUGGCUAUCCCGGAGAACCUGGCAAGGGUGGUGUGCCAGGAAGAGAUGGCGCUCCUGGGUCAAUGGGUAUGACAGGACCAAAGGGUCACACUGGGGCUCCAGGUAUAGGAGCAUCAGGGAAACCAGGCCAGAAUGGUAGCCCAGGUAUGCCUGGACCUAUGGGUUCUAAAGGUCCACAUGGUCCAGCUGGUCAGCCAGGCUCCCCUGGCAUGCCAGGUGUUGGCAAAUCAGGCGAAACUGGAAUACCUGGUAGUAGAGGAGCCACCGGUACUCCAGGAACCACUGGUCAGAAAGGAGAGCCAGGCCCAACUGGUUUUACUGGUCAGCCAGGUGCUUCUGGUCCUAAUGGCCAAGCUGGUCCACAGGGUGCAAGAGGAUUUCAGGGUGAGGGAGGCCCACAAGGACCCAAAGGCGACACUGGUAUGGUAGGCACGCCAGGCCCAAGGGGAACCAAGGGUGAACAGGGAGCUCAAGGUUUCACUGGAAAACCAGGUUCCCCAGGGGCAGUAAGUGCUCCAGGAGCUCCAGGGCAUAAUGGUCCUCAAGGUCAAAAGGGUGUACAAGGCCAUGCUGGUCCCUCAGGAAUCCCAGGUGCAAAUGGUGCCCCAGGACUCAAAGGAAACACAGGCCACUCAGGAGGACCAGGAAAAAGUGGUGAGAACGGAAGGCCAGGAUCUAUGGGACCAGUUGGGCCACCCGGGCCAUCAGGUCCCUCUGGACUUCAGGGCCAUCCAGGUCUUCCAGGCUCACCUGGCCCAGCUGGCUUGACAGCUAAGGGAAUUUCUGGUCCUGAGGGUCCACCUGGAAUUCCUGGUGCCAGAGGUCAAGAUGGUCACCCAGGGCCUGCCGGUCCUCCUGGUCCUCCUGGCCAACCAGGAGAGAUGGUCUACCACGAUGAGAAGAGCAUGCCAAUCAAGUCCCACGAGGUUAUGAUGUCUCAUGAGAUGGUGAAGGCCCCCAUGUCUGCCUUCAGUGCUGUGCUGACCAGAGCCUACCCACCAGCUGCAACCCCUAUUCAGUUCAACCAGGUUCUGUACAAUGGGGAGCACCAUUAUGAUGAUCACAGUGGUGUGUUUACCUGCCAGAUCCCAGGCCUCUACUAUUUCAGCUAUCACGUGCACGUCAAUGGUGCCAAUGCACUGGUGGCCCUCUACAAAAACGAGGAGCCAGUUAUGUUCACCUAUGAUGAGUACAACAAAGGCUUCCUGGAUCAGAUGUCAGGCAGUACUGUUCUUAUGUUGGAUGGCGGUGACAGAGUCUAUGUCCAGGUCCCCGAUGAGGAGAGUAAUGGCAUAUUUGCAGCAGAUAAUGUUCACUGCGCAUUCUCUGGGUUCUUGAUUGCCUCAACGUGAUUUCACGAAUUCAAAAAAAAACUCAAAACCAUACGAAACAUUGAACUACUACUAAAUUCCAAAUUUAGAUUGUAGAUUGAAACAAUAUAUGGUUGUAAGUUUAACAAGUUUAACUGCCAUUCAAAUCUUUACAAUAAUAAGUAAACAUUUUUAAAUAUAUGGUCCAAAUUCCCCCCUUCACCGUGUGUGUCUUUGUAGUUCUAAGAAACAUGAAACAAUAUUGGAAGGAAUCUUAAGUGGUGCUUUACAACUGCCUGUAACAUUUACAGCACGUCUUUUAUUUGUGUUUGAUUUUAUUAAUGUCUGUUGUUUAAGAAUUUUUCUGUAAUAUACAAACACAAAACACACUAAACUGUUAUCUCUAAUACUCAUGCAUUAUAUGUUAUUAGAGAUCAGUACAUUCUCACAAGCACUGUGAUCAGCAAAACACAGAUUGAGAAAUUAAAACUGCAUUUUUUUUUUUUUCAAAACAGCUAUGUCCCAUUGGAUGUGUUAAGUUAUGUACCACUUACUGACCAAAACACAGAA